ACGCCCCUCCUCUUUUGACAAGAUGGCGGCGCCCAGCUCUAACGCGCCUCGCCUCUGGGUCUGGGGUUCCAGGCAGCGUUUGGGGAGUGUCUUUAGCCUCGUCUCAAAGCCAUUUUGUUCGGCCGCUGCUGCGUCUGGGACCAUGAGUGCCCAGCGAUUAGCGGAGAAGCUCCGAGCCCAGAAACAGGAACAAAAGACGAAGCACCAGCCGGUGCCCACAAGCCCUGUUCAGCGGAGAGUUCAAGAACUAGUACGGUUCACAAAGCAGCUGCAACGAGUCCACCCCAACGUGCUUGCUAAGGCACUGAGCCGAGGGAUUGUGCACCAGGACAAGGAUCUCGUGGUCAUCAAUAAACCUUACGGUCUCCCUGUGCAUGGUGGCCCUGGGGUCCGGCUGUGCAUCAGUGACGUAUUGCCCAUCCUGGCAAAGAUGCUUCAUGGCCACAAGGCAGAGCCCUUGCAUCUGUGCCACCGGCUGGACAAAGAAACUACAGGUGUAAUGGUGUUGGCCUGGGAGAAGGAAGUGGCACAUCAAGUACAGGAGUUGUUUAGAACCCAUCAGGUGGCAAAGAAGUACUGGACCAUCACGGUGCGCGUCCCCGUGCCCCCGGCGGGAGUCGUGGACAUCCCUGUCAUCGAGAAGGAGGUGCAGGGUCAGCAGCAGCACUACAAGAUGACGCUGUCCCCAGGCUUCCGCAUGGAGGAUGGGAAGAUGGUGAGAGCACGGAGCAACCGGAAGGCACACACAGCUGUGACUCAGUACCAGGUGCUCAGCAGCACUCUGUCCGCCGCCCUCGUGGAGCUCCAGCCCAUCACCGGAGUAAAACAUCAGCUUCGAGUUCAUCUGUCUUUUGGACUGGAUUGCCCAAUCCUUGGUGAUCACAAGUACUCAGACUGGAAUAAACUGGCCCCCCAGAAGCUGUCUCUUGGUACCCUGAAGAAGCUGGGGCUGCACCAGGCGAAGGCCCGCCACAUCCCCCUUCACCUGCACGCGCGCCAGCUGAUCCUGCCGGCCCUGGGGUCCAGGAAGGAGGAACUCAGCUUGGUCUGCAAGCCUCCUCGCUUCUUCGUCUGUUCCCUGCGACGCCUGGACCUACAGAUGCCAAGUCAGGAUCAGAAUGGGGAUGACGAAGCCGGAUGUGAGGGUGCAGUAAAGACCGCUGGGCUGUUUGGCCCCUGAAUCCUUCACUUUGUUUCAUGGACUCUGCUAACUUCUCACUUGGGACAGACUCCAGAAGAGCCAGGUGUGGGAAGUGGAAGAAACCCAGCUGCUUCUAGGCCUUUACUGGACACUAAGUCCUAUUUACUGAGACACUGGCCGCACUCUGGAAAAGCCUGCGGGAAGUCUCCCUGCCUCCCAGUCUCCUUGCCCAGUGGGAAGAGAGCCCAGGACCAGGCAGACUGGGUCCAUAAUUGAAAAAGGAGAAACUCGAGCACAGAAUCUGUGCUCUGAUAUUGUUUCCGUCCAACAAUAAAUCCCUUGAUCUAUCUGGAAGGCUCUGGUGGUUGGAAAGAGCGCAUGGUGGUCAUCUGACUGCUGGAGAAAUUCAGAAGCAGUUAGCCACUGUCCUCAUGGAUGUUCAGGAUCUAACAGCAAAACCUCUCUGCUCCACUUGUUUUGUCCCAGAUUCUGCAGACCCGUCAGAAGGCAGGAUUCUCUCUAGCCGCAGCGCAGGAGCCUUCUUUCGGUAGUGACUAGAGCCUGCAAAGGGUGUUGGAGAAGCGAGAAAAGCAGAUGUGAAGGCCAGCCGGCUGGCAGCCCCUGGUGGGGAACGCACACGGUCUGGAGAGGGCAGUGGUUAGCUCCACCUCCGUGCUGCUCUGUGGGAACAGGUUUUCUCUCCUUUUUUUUUUUUUUUUUCCAGAGAGUCAAGAAACCCAGAUUCUGUAGAGUCUUAAAACAGUGGCGGGGGGGGUUGGGGGGCCCUGACCCCCGCCUUGUACAGUCAAAAAUCCACAUGUAACUUUUGACUCUCCCAAAACUUAACUGCUAGUAGCCUCCUGUUGACCUGAAGCGUUACCAAUGACACGAACAGUUGAUUAACACA
This is a messenger RNA of Neogale vison (American mink), 2048 nucleotides long. RefSeq names its product RNA pseudouridine synthase D4 (gene RPUSD4). The coding region runs from base 23 to 1180 and encodes 385 amino acids. Gene Ontology annotation, molecular function: pseudouridine synthase activity; RNA binding. Lineage: Eukaryota; Metazoa; Chordata; Mammalia; Carnivora; Mustelidae. The transcript is spliced from 7 exons. Gene Ontology annotation, biological process: pseudouridine synthesis. The record is from RefSeq and is a predicted model, not a curated record.